Messenger RNA from Temnothorax curvispinosus, 1234 nucleotides. It is a transcript of the gene MrgBP, whose product is annotated as MRG/MORF4L-binding protein. The transcript has 4 exons. Bases 304 to 1041 code for a protein of 245 amino acids. The record is from RefSeq and is a predicted model, not a curated record. Gene Ontology annotation, biological process: regulation of transcription by RNA polymerase II. Gene Ontology annotation, cellular component: nucleus; NuA4 histone acetyltransferase complex. Lineage: Eukaryota; Metazoa; Arthropoda; Insecta; Hymenoptera; Formicidae.
CCAGACGCCAUCGGCCAUACAUGGCAUGGCCUCACAUGGCUUCUCUUCAGACUCUCAGCUUCUCUCUGUUGAUGGUAAUGAUGGCUUGAUUGCUUUCGAAGUGUCAACACGCGAUUUACAAGCGGUCGUUACUGUUGUUGCAUGUGUUUUAAUAAUCGGAGUAACAAUUUAAAUCGCUGAUACGAUAUAUGGGAAUAUAUCUCUAACUAUAUCUAGCGUUUUACAUAAUUGAUUCAGUUUAAACUUAAGAGAUAUUGGUAAGAGCCCCAAUCUCGAGCGCAUAAAUAAGCGAAUUUUAUUAAAAUGGCUGUCAAGGAGAGACAAAACGAAACCUCGUUCGACGAGGUAGAAUGGAACGUGGAGAACGAGAUCCAACUUUUCUUCGCUAUGAAUGGACAUAAGCCAGUCGGUGUCAAUAAAUAUUUCCACAUGGUGUGUAUAUGGGAGAAAUUUCGUGCUGCCAUCCACAAAGAUGUUCCGUUGAAAAUAAUUUGGGAUCACUUGGAGUCCAUGUACGACCUUAUGGCUUUGGAUGACAUGGAAGAUUUACCUUUUCCCGGCCAUGAGAUAGAUUUUUCCUUACCGGAGACAGAUUUUGUGGGAAGGCCUAGAAAAAAGGAAGAAUUGGAGACAAAGCUAAAGGAACAGAGGGAUAAGUAUAAAGAGAUUAAGAAAGAAAAAGACACGAAAGAGAGUUUUAAGAAAGAUAGCGUCUUGCGUGAUUUCAAAGGAACCAAAGACGUGGAAAAGAAAAAAGAAGAGAUAAAGAAAUAUGUGAAGGAGGUAGAUAUGAAAAAGGAUAAGUUUAGAGAUGUAAAAGAGGCAAGGAAAGAACAUAAAUCUUCGAAAGGUCGUUCAAAAGGGAAGGAAGAUUCGGAAGAGAGCGCAUCGAAUGGAAAGAAGGAGCGUAAGGAUUCCGAAUCUGGUCGCGAACUCAUGAAAAGGAUUCCGAAGAGACCAACUCGACAAAGCGUGGAUAGUUCUUCCAAAGCUUCUUCCAGUCCACGCGAUACACCUCCGCCGAAACGAAGAAGAAUAUAACAGUCAUCGUUAAUAAGAAAGGCAUUCUUGCUUUUGUCUUACUAAGAGCCUUAAUUGCAUAAUUUAUCAUAUGAAAUUAUCACAAUAUGAUACUGUGUUCUAUUAAUAACAUGGAUGUAUAUAUAGACUAAAGUUGACUUUAUAAAAAAUUUAUACUAUGUGCUGUAAAUAUAUCACCUAUAAUAUCUUAUUA